CAGUUUUGCUCAGUAUCUCAGGAUGACUUUUGCAAUGAUUGAGAAUUACCUUCCUGCCUAGACUUAACCUUACUGGUUCUUACCACCCUCCUCUUUUCCUUCCUCCUUCCACCUUCCAUCACACCGGCACCUGCCUGCGCUAAGGCCAACCGCUUCAACUUGCCUGUGUGAUUUUUCCCUCACUCUCUUCUUCUUUCACUUCCCUACACCUCACCUCCCUCGCAUCUUCCACCUGCCUGCCCAUACUUUCUCGCCCUUCCAGUAACCCAUCUGUUUCAUCAAGCGCCAGACAGACUUGUCGAGGCCUAAGAUCUGUCCUCCCUUUGAUCUCAUUCACCAACUUGCAUCAAACCUUCUCACCUCUUCAAGAGCGAAACGAGAACAACAACGAAACUUACAACUACUAAAUCACAUUUGAAUAACCUUGCGUUGUUCUGAACAUGCCAGCUCUUGUUCUUCAGGCAUUUCUAUCUUUUCUCCUUGACUAGAAAGAUCUAGGAGUUCCGCAACACAUCCACUGUAAGUUUCGCUUAUCCAAGGUCUUUAUGUUCUUAAAAAACAGGAUUUGUACCUCUUUGGACAUCUUCUUUCUCGCACCACAGCCAGCAUUGAGUUAACCUCCGUAAAGAUCCUCGCUAAUAUUUCUUUUAAAGUCAGCACUGCAAACUAUAUGGGUAGUGCUUUCAGGCUCUCAUCAACAUUCAGCGGUAUCACCAGUGCUCUUCACCAUGACUCGGGCCCAGUUCAACCGCGAUUUGGCUCAUGCUUCCCAACAGACCAUCACGCACAUCUCCGGGGUUACCAAAGGAGAGGAUGACGGCCAAGUCCAAUUUGUCUUCUCUGAUGGUGCCCUGUCCUCGCCUGUUGUCAUCCGUCUCGUCACUCUGAACAUCGAUGAAUAUCCGCACAAAUCUGGUUUUCUGGCUUACACGGAUGCCGACUCAAUUCCCACUGCUCUUUCUGACCUUUUCGACGAAAUCCCCAGCUUGAGUCAGAGUAAGUCCAUCCUCAACACCUUGCAACUCAUCUCAAGCUGUAGUCUAGCUUCGGAAACCAACGACAAUUCUGACAUCGAGAUGACUGAUGUUGAAUCGGAGGAUGAGGUUGAUGAGUACGAUUACGAGGACGACAUAGCUUUUGGGCUUGGCUCCGCCUCCCGCUCCCCGACGCCCACCAAUACCCCAAGAGAGCAGGUCAAAGUCACCGGCCGCUUGAUUGAAGACCUUCGCACAGCCAAGCAAGCUGGCUUCAAGGUCGCCUUGCUGACCAAGGUCACGAAACGCGAGGACGGUUGCAUAUUUGCUCUCUCCCUCCCCGUCGCCCAUCUAGGUCUCAGUGAGGAUACCCUCGAGGCUUGGGAGGUGAGCUCUUCGGAUUGCAUCGUUCUGCUAUGCAGGUACGACUCAAGAUAUCCUUGUGUGGAGACCUUCAAAGACCUCGCAUCCGGCCAUGCAGCUUCUAUGCAGUUUCGCUUCGGAAAAUGCGCAUCUUUCAGGCCCACUCUCACCUCUGCCUUGACUGCUUUCAGCCCAAAGUUCAACAAUGCUAAAGGCUGCUCAGCAGAAGAUGUCCUGGUAGAGGAAACGUCUCAAGGUUCAACAUUCUGUUCGAUGCCCAUUUCGAACUCGAUCAACACCCUCAUGAACCGGCAACUCGCAACGCUGCUGAAGAUUCGCCUGAAUCAUGGCGUGUCUUGGGACAGUGCCACGGAAAUGCUGGAGAAGCUGACCAGAGAUGGACAUACGCGCGUUUUCGCAUCGGGACCAAGCCAGUCAUUCCAUCUUGCUAACGACACGGAAGCCCAGGUUUCAACAGCAGCCCCCGAGCUUCUCAACAAGGACUACGUCAGACACAGCCCUCGCGCUACUGGUCCUCUGCCAGAAGCGCAGCUCAGCACUCCUCUGAUUGCAAUGCAGUUCUCCUUGCGGUACUUCGUCAAAAGCACCCAGUACUGCCUUGUCUGUCAUCGGAAGACUGAUCCUGGCUUCGCCGCCCUCAAACCCUACGUCUGCAGCGAGCCCCUUUGCCUCUUUCAGUACAUGGCUUUGGGAUUGGGCCCCAGCAUUGAACACGACAUCAUUGCUCGCCCGUACGUCGUUGACCUUCUGGUCAGCUUUUGCGCCGCCGCUCUGCAGGCCUCUAGAAUUCGCGAAUGGCCGCAGGGCUUGGCUAUCAAGGUGCCUCUCAUCAACAUCUUCCCAACCCCGGCGAACAACUACGGAUUGUUGAGCGUCAAUGGUGCCUUCCGGUCUGAGCAAGAACCAGAGACUCGGCGUGUCCGGCCUGCUAUUUCUGUGUUGGCACAAAUUUCGGCUGGACAGUUCAACCUGCACAAAACACAAGACAUGGCGCUGAAGCCUGGAGACAUGAUUGUUCUGGUCAAAUCUGCAACGGUGGCAGAUUAUGGGAGCAAAGACGACGUGCAUCAUUGCCGCAUCAAGAGCGUGGAGUCUGUCCGUGAUGGUGAGGGCAACGACAGCGGCAGAGUGGUCAAAUUUGAUUGCACCGUGUCAGUUACCGGAAAUGCAAACGAACUCCCGGAUCCUCACCGGCCUGCCUCAAGAUCAACCUCAUCGCCAACUGAAGAAUCUUAUUACAAGCCUGAGGUAGCGUUCGAUGACGAAAAGGGCGAGGCUAGGUUAUUCCUCUACGAAUACGACCUCGACGACCUGGAAUCAUACUACCAACGCGAAGCUUUGUUGGUUCUCGUGCAAACCAUCCCUUCGAUCAGAACGUUGCGCAAUUACCUUUUGAGCCACAAGGGAUCGACGUUGGCCGAUUGCCAAAAUGUCUCGCGAUCCGCUCUUGCAUUGCUCCGGUGGAUCGUUGCCUCUAAUCGAUCAUUCAUCGUACAAAUUGAUCAACCAGCGGACCUUGACGUUGGUGGAAUCUCAGGAACUAACUCUCGACAACGUGAGCGCUUCGUUGGGAUGGCUGACGACUGGAUGCAGUUCCGCUUUGCACAGGGAUCACCCGAAAAGGAGAAUCGUUUCAAGGAGGAGCUGGAGUACCAGGGAAACCACCCUCACCCGACGCUUUUUGCCUGGCACGGCAGUCAGCUUGGCAACUGGCACAGCAUUAUCAGGACUGGUUUGGACUUCAAGGAUACCCUCAACGGCCGCGCUUACGGCCAUGGCGUUUACUUCGCCCGCGAUUUCUCAGUAAGCCAGGGAUACUGCAGAAAUGGUAGAUCAUGCUGGGUCGGAUCGGAGCUCAACCUGCUCGCAGCCAUUAGUCUUUGCGAGAUCAUCAACCGCCCGGUCCAUUUCAAGUCCAUCGAACCAUACUAUGUGGUUGAUAAGGUAGACUGGAUUCAAUGCCGCUACCUCAUAGUCCAACGGAAUCAUUCGGCUGGAUCACAGCCCCGGGAUUCGGUUUCUACUUUGGAGACCGACUAUGUCUCCCAGGACCCUGAUCGACAAAUCACGGGUAUGGGAAACAUUGCUGGGAAGGUCCCCGUGGCUGCGCUUCCAAGAUGGCGUCAGAUAUCAGCUCCCUAUGGGUCUUCGAUGUCCAAGUCGAUUGGGUUGGCAGACAACAAGCUUGACAAUGAGCCAGACGACCUCGACCUGAUGAUCGCGCUUCGAGAGAACGGAGAAAUUGAUGAAGAGGAUGAAAAGACGGCCAAAGACUCUGACCCUAACAAAACGGAAUUCGUUCCGGGCGCUCUUGAUUAUGAGCUGCUGCCCCAACUUCCUCCUCCCAGCUGGGCCUCCGACCAAGGAAGAAAGUUCGUGGGCGCGGAACUUAGCAAGUUGCAAAAGUUGCAAGCCAACACACCUUUUCACCAGCUCGGCUGGUACAUCGACUUCGAAAACAUCACGAACAUGUUCCAGUGGAUUGUAGAGCUUCACAGUUUUGAGAAGUCUCUUCCUCUUGCGCAAGACAUGCAUCGUCAGGGUGUCUCCAGCGUUGUUGUAGAGAUCCGCUUCGGUCGUCAUUUCCCGAUGUCUCCCCCCUUCGUCCGUGUCAUUCGUCCUCGCUUUGUUCCGUUCUCGGAAGGAGGUGGCGGACACGUCACGGGUGGUGGUGCCAUGUGCAUGGAGCUUCUCACCAACAGCGGCUGGAGUCCCGCCAGUAGCAUGGAGAGCGUUCUGCUCCAAGUGCACAUGGCCAUAUGUAGCCUCGACCCCUUUCCGGCACGACUUAUAGGCAACAAAAAGGGCGACGUAAACGACUACAACAUCUACGAGGCUAUAGAAGCGUACAAGCGCUCCGCCAACGCUCAUGGCUGGGAGGUCCCGGACGACCUGGAAAUGACGGCGAAUGCGUUGUGAAGGAAUUUUCUAGAGGAGAUUUGCACCAAUUACGGACGUGGAACGAAGGCGGUUUGUCCCUUGGCCGCAUUUUUGCUCAUUCGACUGGUCUUUACCCGGCGAAGUGGUAUGGCAAGAUGGAGAUGGGCAGAGGAGUAAAUUCAUGUACGUUACACGAGGGGAUUUGUGAGUUCGUUCAUCACCGCAACAAAAUACCACAUGACGAUAGCUCAGACACGUCCAUGGUCAAAGACAUGAUUGUCGUGGUCGUAUAAUACCCCAACUGAUUCAGC
Messenger RNA from Colletotrichum destructivum, 4549 nucleotides. Its product is annotated as Putative ubiquitin-conjugating enzyme E2, poly(ADP-ribose) polymerase, catalytic. Lineage: Eukaryota; Fungi; Ascomycota; Sordariomycetes; Glomerellales; Glomerellaceae. Gene Ontology annotation, molecular function: NAD+ poly-ADP-ribosyltransferase activity. The record is from RefSeq and is a predicted model, not a curated record. Bases 729 to 4277 code for a protein of 1182 amino acids. The transcript has a single exon.